Heterobilharzia americana is the source of this 4404-nucleotide messenger RNA. The record is from the annotation of a GenBank genome assembly. Lineage: Eukaryota; Metazoa; Platyhelminthes; Trematoda; Strigeidida; Schistosomatidae.
GCGAGUUUUGUGUAACAAACUAAAGCACAGUGUUUGUUUUUUUCCUCAAAAAAAAGGAGAAGAAAAAUAAACCAGUGAAAGCAACGAUGUUGACUUGAUGAUCAUUAUGAUUUGAAUGAGUAUUGUUAGGAUGUUCUAAAUUAACUGAUAAAAUAUGUAAAUUUUGUAAUAAAGGGUACAUACGCUAUUUGCUACUCAUAAUAGAAAGGGUAAUCACAAGUGGUGCAUUUGAACCUGCAUUAAAUUGACUUUCGUACAUAUUCUAACUCAUUCUCAUCUCUUAUACAUUUAUUAUUGCAACUCACACUAUGAUGCAUUCAGAAUGCUGGCAAACGCAAAUUUUCUACAGUAACAGUCAGUCAAAAUUCAAUGUUAUAUUUCAUUUCUUAAUAUUUUCAUUCAGUAUUUUUUCAAAUUUCAAUUCACUUUUAUGUUUAAAUUCAUACAACAAAAUUCCAGAUGACUGUAGUGAAAUACCUAAAUAUUCUAGUGUUAUUCGACGACCAGGUGAUGGUAGUUUCGAAAUUCGUAUUCAGCUUCUGCCACCGGAUGUGAAACGUCGACGAGGUAGUGGAAACAAUGGUCAUGUGAUCCUUCAGUCAUCUGACUUAAGUUCACCAAAUUAUAAACCACCUAUUCAUUAUUUAAGUGGUCGAGAUUAUCUGAUUGUCGUUGCACCUAAGCUGGAUUCACAAACACCUAAGAAUGGAUUACGCCUAGAGUCUGUAUACCUUACAGUUGUCCCUUUAGGUACACCAGAAGGAGAAGAAUUUCAUCAAGCGAAAGGAAGAUUUAUGCCAACAGCUUGUUCCAAUCCGGCUAUAGGAGUUAUUCGUUUCGCAUAUAACUUUCCUAGACAUGUUAGUUUCGUGUGGACAAGUCCACCUAACUCAGAAUCAACAACUUUGAAGUAUAACCCAAGUCUUCAAAACUUCAAUGCUUGUCUAGAUAUAAGAGCCACCAUCAUACCAUGGCAUUGGCAUCGUUUCUAUUUUAAAAAUGCCGGAUCACUUCGACAUAUCUUAUGCCCAGCAGAAGAUCUGCGUCAAAUUGACGAAUGGUCAGAGUAUUUACACGCAAAUACGAAGUCAUUCAGGAAAGUUAAAAGUGAUAACGUUAAAGCGCGUUCUAUCACUAAUAUUGGAAAAGCUGAUAAUGAGGAUGGGAAAAAUCACAGAUAUAGUGAUAGUGGUUAUUAUGGGGCUGAAGAGAUGGAUUCUUGUUCUGUUCAAGAGCUGCCAAAACCAGUUCGUUCAUGUUGUGCAUGUAAUACAGCCAUCUAUCGUUUAAUUAUUCAGUCUGACUGGCAACAGCAACAACACUGGAGAGAUUGGCCAACUACAAUUACCGGUACUGGGACUACAUCAAGUGAAAAUCCACAUUGGAGUGAAAUUCUUGGUGCAUCUCACAGUCCUCAAUAUGACAUUUUCCAUGCUGGUGGAUAUGCAAGUCCAGCAGUGGAUGCAUUAUGCACUACAAGUGAUGUUUCUAAGUUGGAGAGUGAAUUUCGCAAUCAAGCUGGAGAGAAUAUAUUGACUGUUAUACGUACAAGGGGAAUAGACUCAGUAGCUCCACCAGAACAGAGGUUUCGUUCUGCACUGUUCGCUGUCAACAGUUCUCAUCACUUGCUAUCGUUUUUGACACGCAUAGUACCGAGUCCAGAUUGGUGUACUGGUUUGUCAAGAGUUGAUAUAUGUUUGCCAAACUGUUCCUGGCCUUUAAGAAUGCAAUUUCGUUUAGAACCAUGGGAUGCAGGUGUAAUGACUGGUAAUACAUAUAUACCGAUUGAAACAUCAGAAAGAUUAAGAGAACCAAAACCAAUGUGUCCAAUAACACCUGAUCUACGACCAAAUACACCAUUCACUGUUCUAACUGAUUAUGUAUCUUUACCGAAUUCCGAUUCAUUCAGUUUGACAAAUCUGAAUACAGUUGGUGCAAAUACAUUUAGAAAUCCUAAUUUAGGCCUGCCAAUGUCGGAUCAAAUGCAUCUUCUAAAUAUCCCAUCAGCCGCAGGACGAAUGCGUAGACAAUUUGCACGACUUGGUACAGUUGAAUUGGAAUUAUUACGCAUAAAUGAGCAUGAAUCAUGCGCUACGGAAAUCCUUCAAGAAGAUCAAGCAGUAUCCAAAGGAUCAGGUUUUCCUCGACAUGAUUCUUAUGCAGGAACAGCUGGUGCAGGAAUAAGAGCCACUGAAACUGAUUCUAGAAGAGGAGCAGGUGACCUACUGGGAACGCGAUGUCACCUGAGUGAAUGGUCACCAUGGAGUCCAUGCACUGAAGUUGACUUGGACACUUGUUCAACUGGUGAAGCUAAAGCUUUCUGGGCAAAUACACCUCCAAGAAUUUGGAGGACAAGACAUAGCCUUGGUCAGUCGAAUGAUCAGGAUUGCUUAUCUGCAAAACUAAAGGAGGAAAGAGCAUGCGACACUGCCACUUCAAAACAAAUAUGUGGACCGAUUCCAGUUAGCACGCCACAAGCAAAGAUGAGUUUUAUGGACAAAUGUAAUACUUUACCGUGGGGUCCAUGGUCUUCAUGCAUUAAUGCUACAUGUACACGUCCAGGUAUGAUUUAUCGUUGGAGAGUUUUUCCUGAUCAUGUAGCAAAGACAGCAUGUGAAAGACAUCCUUUGGCAAGUCAAGUUGAUACGUGUUGGCCACCAUCCAAUUUACACUGCUCUGUAUCAGAACUUCAAACUGCCUGCCAAGAAGAACCUCCUACACCACAAAGAUUAUGCGUUCGACCACUCAACACAACCAAGAGGUACUACUAUUCAUCUGCUAAUAAACAAUGCAAAGAAUUUGAAUACGUUCCCGAAUGUCAUCUACGUGCACUUGUUGCUAACCAUCCAAUCAGCUUAACACGUAAUGUCUUUAAAGACCGUAACAGUUGUGAACAAUUAUGUACCCAUAGGCAAAUUCAAGCUGAUGCUGUUUGGAACCCUAUUGUUAAGAGAGAAAUAGAAAGUUCCCUAUCAGGAUGUGAGCAGACAUUUUUGAAAGGAUCUUUGUGUUAUUCAAACAAAAAGUCGUUUCGUUGGUAUUAUGACCGUCAACAGGAUAAGUGUGUAUCAUUUGAAUACCUAGGUUGCAAUGGGAAUGGAAACAACUUCAGAACAGAACACGAAUGCAAAAUAAAAUGUAUCGACCAGAAAAACACUGCAAAAUAUUCGGUGACUUCAAAUAUGACGAAUAUUAACGAGGAAGCCGUAUCAUAUUUCAAUAAUAGCCAUAAUAAGUGGAUUCAGAUGCCUCAAGAUUGCCGUUAUACUGUAUGGACGGACUGGUCAAGCUGCAGUGCCACCUGUGGACCAGGCACAAAGACACGCAUACGUGAAAGAAUAUCAGCUAAAUCAGAGAACUGUCAAAAGCUAUUACCAGAGGUUGAGCAACAAGAAGCUUGCUUUGUUAAAGCCUGUUGAUUUUCUUUCCUUCAAUACUUUUUCUUCAUUUGCUUAAAUAUUUUCACGUGUUUACCAAUGACUACCUAUAGAGAUAAACUACUUAUUCAUGAAAAGACAACUAAGUAAUUAAUCUCAAAUGCAGUAGUCGGAUCAUACACAAACUAAUUAUUAUAAAAGUGCAUUUAUAUUGCUUUAUUUGUUUGUUUUUUGAGUAGAGGUUGUUUCUCAGUUGAUGACCGAAAGUGGUUGUUAGUGUUAAAUCACUUUCCUUUGCAUUCCGUUUCACUACCUAUGGCAUUUAAUCCUACAAUUCUCAUCCUUCGUCCUUGAGAUAUCACUGUUACUAUUGUCACUUCUACUGUAUUAUUUGAUAUUGUUAUUGUUGUAAACUAAUAAUUCAUCUCAGUGGAAAAUAACCUUCAUUUAUGAACUUGAGAUUACUUCAGUUAAGUUUUCAGAGUGUAUGACUUUUAAGCUUUCGGACUAAAUUAAUCAUCAGGUUUCGAAUAUUAUUCCACAAGUUCCAACAAAUACUAGUGAGAAAAAUCAGUCAGCCAUAGUGAAUUCCCAAUUCAUUUUUAUUCGCCUUAAAAAAUGGAAAACAGAACUUGCAUGGAAGUCACCUCCGACAAUUCGCUUAUUUUAAAUAAUACAAUUGCCAAGAGAUAGAAAUGCAUCGUUUUCCCAGUAUUAUUAUUAUUGUUUACAACACAGAGAAUUCUCAAAUCUGUUGAAGUCAUUUAAAAGAUCUCGAAAUCUGCGAUGGAACAGUUCUGAGUUGACGAACUCUAGAUCAUUCUAGAUCCGAAAGAGAUUUGGAGAUUUAGCUUGUUGUAUUUGAAAACUAGAUUUUGUUUAGGAAGAGGCAUCCAAACUACGCAAGUAGUCAAAUGUGGUGCAGCAAAUAUUCGUUUCCUUGAAACUACGAAUGAUCACUAUAGAACUAUGUUAGCUGACGAGAGAAUCUGUCAAUUCUUUUGUGAAUUAAAAGACACUACAGUCU